CGGGGGCGCUGGCGAGUUGCUGGGACUGCUGAGGGAGGUGAAAGAGAAGGGUCCAGGGCCCCUACGGAGGGCCGAGAGCGAGCUACCGAGGGUCGGGGGUGGGGGAGGGAGGCUCCCGUGGCAGAACGGGUUGCCGGGCCACAGCGAGUCCCGCCGCGCCGAGUGUCCCUGCGGCCGCCAGCUCAGGUGUCCAAGCCCCUGGCGGGACUCCUCGGUGGCCUCCUUCUUUAGACACUGCAGUUGCCAUGGGAACAGUUGGAAAUUAACGGGGACCAGACCAACCACAAGCCCUACCAGGGCCAAUCCCAUCCCUCUGGCUGAACGCCUCUGGCAGGCGUGGGCCUGGUAUUUCUUUGCAGCUCAGGCUUUUUUCCCCCUCUUUUUCAUGGGUUUGUCCUUCAGACAUAAGAAACCACGCAGGGCUUGAAGGCAGGUAUGAGAGGAGAAGGGAGAGGGUAAUGCCUAGAGAUAAGAGCUGCAAACACGGCCAGGCAGAAGGUAAGGUGGCCUGUGCCAUCUCAGGUCAGUGGGAGGGCAUACUGGAAGGACCUGUGGAGUGGGAAGGCAGUGCCGCUUUUGAGACAAGUUCCAAGACUGGGCCAGGACUGUCCCCGGGGGCUUCUCAUCAUGAUGGCUGUGGAAGGGUCAACCAUUACCAGCCGGAUCAAGAACCUGCUGCGAUCUCCAUCCAUCAAAUUACGCAGGAGUAAGGCAGGAAGCCGGCGAGAGGACCUCAGCUCCAAGGUGACCUUGGAGAAGGUACUUGGAAUAACAGUGUCUGGAGGCAGAGGACUUGCCUGUGACCCCCGAUCGGGUUUAGUUGCCUACCCAGCAGGGUGUGUGGUCGUGCUGUUCAAUCCCCGGAAGCACAAACAGCACCACAUCCUCAACAGUUCCAGGAAAACCAUCACUGCCCUCGCCUUCUCCCCUGAUGGCAAGUACUUGGUCACUGGAGAGAGCGGGCACAUGCCUGCCGUGCGCGUUUGGGACGUGGCUGAGCACAGCCAGGUGGCAGAGCUGCAGGAGCAUAAGUACGGAGUGGCUUGCGUGGCCUUCUCCCCGAGCGCCAAGUACAUCGUCUCUGUGGGCUACCAGCAUGACAUGAUCGUUAAUGUCUGGGCCUGGAAGAAAAACAUUGUGGUGGCCUCCAAUAAAGUGUCCAGUCGGGUGACAGCGGUGUCCUUCUCUGAAGAUUGCAGCUACUUUGUCACUGCAGGCAAUCGGCACAUCAAAUUCUGGUACCUCGAUGACAGUAAGACCUCAAAGGUGAACGCCACCGUGCCCCUGCUGGGCCGCUCGGGGCUGCUGGGGGAGCUUCGCAACAACCUGUUCACUGAUGUGGCCUGUGGCCGAGGGAAGAAGGCCGACAGCACCUUCUGCAUCACGUCCUCAGGGCUGCUGUGCGAGUUCAGUGACAGAAGGCUUUUGGAUAAGUGGGUGGAGCUGAGAACCACUGUGGCCCACUGCAUCUCUGUGAGCCAAGACUACAUCUUCUGUGGCUGUGCCGAUGGCACCGUGCGCCUCUUCAACCCCUCCAACCUGCACUUCCUCAGCACGCUGCCCCGGCCCCAUGCCCUGGGGACAGACAUUGCCAGCAUCACUGAGGCCAGUCGCCUCUUCUCUGGAGUGGCCAAUGCCAAGUAUCCAGACACCAUUGCCUUGACCUUUGAUCCUACGAAUCAGUGGCUGUCUUGUGUAUACAACGACCACAGCAUUUAUGUUUGGGAUGUGAGGGACCCCAAGAAAGUGGGCAAGGUGUACUCGGCUCUGUAUCAUUCCUCCUGCGUCUGGAGUGUGGAGGUCUACCCUGAAGUGAAGGACAGUAACCAGGCCUGCCUGCCCCCCAGUUCCUUUAUCACCUGUUCCUCAGACAAUACCAUCCGCCUGUGGAACACGGAGAGCUCCGGGGUACAUGGCUCCACGCUGCACCGAAACAUCCUCAGCAAUGACCUCAUUAAGAUCAUCUAUGUGGAUGGGAACACUCAGGCCCUGCUGGACACUGAGCUGCCCGGAGGAGACAAAGCCGAUGUGUCCCUGAUGGACCCCCGUGUGGGCAUCCGCUCUGUGUGUAUCAGCCCCAAUGGACAGCAUCUAGCUUCUGGGGACCGUGUAGGCACGCUUAGGGUGCACGAGCUGCAGUCCCUGAGCGAGAUGCUGAAGGUGGAGGCCCAUGACUCAGAGAUUCUCUGCCUGGAGUACUCUAAGCCCGACACGGGUCUGAAGCUGCUGGCAUCAGCGAGCCGGGACCGGCUCAUCCACGUGUUAGACGCUGGCCGUGAGUACAGCCUGCAGCAGACAUUGGACGAGCACUCAUCCUCCAUCACUGCCGUCAAGUUUGCAGCCAGCGAUGGGCAAGUCCGCAUGAUCAGCUGUGGAGCAGACAAGAGCAUUUACUUCCGCACUGCACAGAAGUCUGGAGAUGGAGUCCAGUUUACACGGACACACCACGUGGUACGGAAGACGACCCUCUAUGACAUGGAUGUGGAGCCUAGCUGGAAGUACACGGCCAUCGGCUGCCAGGACCGAAAUAUUCGGAUCUUCAACAUCAGCAGUGGGAAGCAGAAGAAGCUGUUUAAAGGGUCACAGGGUGAGGACGGCACUCUGAUUAAGGUGCAGACGGACCCCUCAGGGAUCUACAUCGCCACUAGCUGUUCUGACAAGAACCUCUCCAUUUUUGACUUCUCCUCAGGCGAGUGCGUGGCCACCAUGUUUGGCCACUCAGAGAUUGUCACUGGCAUGAAGUUUAGUAAUGACUGCAAACAUCUCAUCUCGGUAUCCGGGGACAGCUGUAUAUUCGUAUGGCGCCUGAGCUCUGAGAUGACCAUCAGCAUGAGGCAGCGUCUGGCUGAGCUGCGCCAGCGUCAGCGAGGGGGCAAGCAGCAAGGACCAUCUUCUCCCCAAAGGGCCGCAGGACCCAACCGGCACGAGGCCCCAUCGAUGCUGUCUCCUGGACCAGCUCUCUCGUCAGACAGUGACAAGGAGGGAGAAGACGAGGGCACCGAAGAAGAAGAGCUUCCAGCUCUGCCCAUCCUUGCCAAGGGUACCAAGAAGGAGCCAGUGCCAGGCCCAGCCCUGCCCCGAAGCCUGUCCCACUGGGAGAUGAGUCCGGCACAGGAGACGGCGGAGUUCCUGGUCCCAGCUCCUGCAGCCAACCAAGGACCCAGAAGAAGGGGCCGCUGGGCUCAGCCAGGUGUGGAGCUGAGUGUCUGCUCCAUGCUGGACCUGCGGCAGCUAGAGACACUGGCCCCAAGCCCUCGAGGCGCUAGCCAAGACUUGCUGGCCAUGACCCCAUCUUGUCCUGGGAAGCAUGGUCAGCAGGCCCCUGAGACCUCCCAUGCUAGCCAGAAGGAAAAGCCCCCUCGGCCUCAGGCUUCCCAACCCUGUUCCUGUCCCCACAUUAUUCGGUUGUUGUCCCAAGAGGAAGGGGUCUUUGCCCAAGAUCUGGAGCCUGCACCCAUCGAAGAUGGUAUUGUCUACCCGGAGCCGAGUGACAGCCCCACCCUGGAUACCAGUGAGUUCCAGGUGCAGGCUCCAGCCCGCGGGACCCUGGGAAGAGUGUAUCCAGGCAGCAGGGGCUCUGAAAAGCACAGUCCUGACAGUGCCUGCUCUGUGGAUUAUAGUAGCAGCCGCCUUUCCAGCCCCGAGCACCCCAACGAAGACCUUGAAGAGCCGGCCGAGGGUGAUGAGGAAGAGGAGGAAGAAGAGGGAGGCACUGGCUCCUAUGGGCUGCAGGAAGGCAGUCCCCAUACCCCAGACCAGGAGCAGUUUCUAAAACAGCACUUUGAGACUCUGGCCAAUGGGGCUGCUCCAGGGGGACCAGUCCGGGUACCAGAGAGGACAGAGUCUCGGAGCAUCUCUUCACGAUUCCUGUUGCAAGUGCAGACCCCCCCGCUCAGGGAACCAUCUCCCUCUUCCUCAAGCCUGGCGCUGUCAUCGAGACCAGUCCAGAUGCUGCCGGCUUCGGAUGAGCAGCUGAGAGGCAGUGGUGCCAGUCCUCCAGGAGCACCCCCAGAAGCAGAGCCCUCCCUUGGAAAUGCUGGCCCUCAGCAGGCAGUUCCUGUGCUUUUGCCAAGACGCCGUCUCAACCCUGACAGCAGCUGGGCUCCCAAGAGAGUGGCCGCAGCCAGCACCUUAGGUGGACUCCAGAAAGCCCAGUCUGUGCAGAGCCUGGUGCCGCGGGAUGACGCCCCUCCACCCGGCCCAUCGCUCCUACGGGAGAUGGAGGCCCAGGAGGGCCUGCGCUCCCUGCCACAGGCUGAUGGCCGUCUGUCUCGGCCUCAGUCCUACCAGAACCCCACCACCAGUUCCAUGGCCAAGAUUUCCCGCAGCAUCUCUGUCGGGGAGAAUUUGGGCCUGGCGGCCGACCCUCAAGCUCCUGCUCCCAUCCGAGUCUCGCCGCUCAGCAAGCUAGCCCUGCCCAGCCGGGCUCACCUGGUCCUGGACAUCCCAAAGCCACUGCCUGAUCGUCCUACCCUGGCCACGUUCUCACCUGUUACCAAGGGCAGGGCCCCUGGUGAGGCAGAACAGCCUGGCUCCCCAGUGGGCCUAGGAAAGGCACACAGUACAUCUGAGAGGCGGGCCUAUUUGGGGGAGGGUGCCCCUCCCAGGCCUAGGACAGAGUGCCAGGCUCAGCCUGGGCCCAACAGCCCCUGUGCCCAGCAGCUGCCGGUCAGCAGCCUUAUCUGCGGCCCUGGGAACUUGCAGCCCCCACCCCCUGAGAAGACUCCCAGCCCCAUGGAAUGCACCAGGCCAGGGGCAGCCCUGAGCCAGGACUCAGAAAGAGCAGUGAGCCUGGAGGAGUGCGAACAACUUGUGGCGGAGCUCCAGGGCAACGUGCGCCAGGCCGUGCGGCUCUACCACUUGGUGGCUGGCUGCAAGACGCCCUCAGAGGAGCAAAGUCGCAUCACCCAGCUCCUCAGAAACACCUUCUCUUCAGUGCGGCAGGAGCUGGAGGCCCUGGCCGGGGCGGUGCUGUGCAGCCCGGGUGGGAGCCCUGGGGCUGUGGGGGCUGAGCAAACACAGGCCCUGCUAGAGCAAUACUCAGAGCUGCUGCUUCGGGCGGUGGAGCGGCGCAUGGAACGCAGACUCUAGUUCCAGAAUCCUGCUCCAAGUGAAUGCUCCCCCUAUUCCAAACUGUAGCCCCUGCUCCACUCUCCAAAACCUGCAGGGAUGCUUGGAGUGGAGAGCAGGGAUCAGUGUUCAGAGGGGAAGCAGCUUUCCCAGCUACUCCUCAUGGGGCCCCUGUAUUUAUUAAUUUAUUUCCCUGUUGCCUCACUUUCUUGGAACUCCUGCCUCCACAGCCCCUUCAGUGGCUCAUGCAGGGUAGGUCUUGGAUCUUUGUCAUCUUGGUGCUGUGAGGCGUAGGAGGGCAGCCUGCCCCAUCUGGGGGAAGUUGGGAAGGCUGGCCCUCUCUUCUUAGAAGCCAUUUGAAAUUACUGCAGGGAUCAGCUCCCUGGGGUGGAGCACGCACAGGGUAUUCGGUGGGGUAGAAGUGAGAGGCCAUGUGGAAUCAGUGCCCUUCAGCCAAGAGCGGAGCUUCACCUCUACCUCCACUUCCCCUCCCACACCAGCUGUACUCCCCUGGCUGCCAGAACAGGGGUUAUCUGUUUUCCCCAAUUCCUGGCAGUUCCCAAAGGCAAAGCCCUCUAGCCCUCCAGGGCGUUCCCAGCCAUCAGGAGGCUUGAGUUGGUAUCAAGGCCUGAGCCCCCACAUUCCAUUCCCAUUCCCCCUCUAAGAGAGCCCUAGCAUUCUCUCUCUCCCUGUGCACCCCUUUCUCUCCUGGCCAGAACUUGUGGAGACAGCUGUGGGAUGUUGCUGCAGGACAGUAAAGCCCUCUGCUGGGCAAACAUAAAGCCCUGGCCUCAUUUUCUCAGCCCCUUGGUCUUCCCUGUCUUCCCCAUCCUGAUCCCCAGCAGGCUGCUAGACCCAGAGGCCACCUUCUUGCAUCCUGAGUGAUGCCGGUGUUAGACCUUCCCUCACGGUUUACAGGGCACCAGCCCACCUUCUAAGGACCUUGGCCACAGACAAAGUCUACACACACACACACACACACACACACACACGGUUUACAGGGCACCAGCCCACCUUCUAAGGACCUUGGCCACAGACAAAGUCUACACACACACACACACACACACACACA
Molecule: messenger RNA, 6142 nt
Organism: Ailuropoda melanoleuca (giant panda)
Lineage: Eukaryota; Metazoa; Chordata; Mammalia; Carnivora; Ursidae
Gene: MAPKBP1
Product: mitogen-activated protein kinase binding protein 1
Exons: 30
Coding region: 628-5091 (1487 amino acids)
Biological process (GO): positive regulation of JNK cascade; negative regulation of canonical NF-kappaB signal transduction
Cellular component (GO): cytoplasm
Molecular function (GO): protein binding
Source: RefSeq, a predicted model, not a curated record